AUGACAUCGCCCGAAGAUGCAGCCCCGGUCAAGCCUCCGCCAUCUUUCUCAGGAGCCCCCAUCGUCGUGCCCAAGUCGACAUACUCCGCCGACACUGUCCAGUCGCCGCGCUCCUUCACUGCAGACCUGCGAGAUGCCCCGUCCAUAGCCUCGUCCACUCCGCAGCUGCCGUAUCGAAAUGAGUCGCCAUCUCGAUCUGCUUCCCCCAGCAGCAGGCUGUCGGGUUCCGUCUCCCUCCCGAAUAGAGCGUCAAUCGGGUCGCCGCUGGGGAGCCUGCCGGAUGUGUCGGACAGCAUCCGGUCAUUGAUCAUACGCUCCUUUUCCCCGUCGAUCGCCAUCUUCGCUUCUGAUGAUACGGAGGAAUUGGUGAGGCAGAAGGGGUUCAAAGGCGGCUUCCGAGAGCUGGUACGGCCAUUCGGGGAGAACAUCACGGGCAAGGUUGUCGUGCGAGAUAGUGUUGGGUCAAGCCGUGGAUGGGAUGACUUUAGCAUCCGCUUCGUGGAAUUGUCUCCUCAGAGAAAGACACAGAAUGAUCCCACGACCCCGCCGGUAUCUCCGCUCGUCCAGCUUGAAGAGCUCCUCCAACAAAGACUGGGCUCUGCCGACGAUGCAACAAACAGAUGGUCGCAGCUCACCCAGUCUCCGAUGGGCAAUACAUCGGUGUCUUCACCUUUCUAUCAACUACUCCUCCGUCGACUGCUAUCCGUCGAUGCACCUACCCCUCACGAAACUUUCUCUCACCCAGUCGCCUGCGUUAUUACCAUCAGUUCGCGCAACAAGACCCCCUUAGAAUCGCUUCGGCAGCUGUAUACGCAAACGAGCCAAGGCAGUACAGCACCACCCCCCUAUGUGCACUCGGAAUUCCUUCGGUAUUAUGUGCUCGUUCAUGACGAGGACCGCGACGAUAUCGCGGAAUCCACGAGGCUCUACGAUCAAAUGAAACGCCACUUUGGACUACACUGUCAUCUUCUAAGACUACGAAGCGACCAGUGUGUCGUCACUGAUGAUGACAGCACCGAGGUUCCCCCGUGUGAGUGGUUGUCUCCGGAAGAGGAACUCUCGAAAAUGAACGAAACUAGUGCGUUGAUAGACCUCGGCACUGAAGUUGCUUACCUCUUUGAAAGCGACGUUACCGCUAUAAAAACACUUAUACGCGAGCUAGUUGUGCAGUCCGUUGUUCCGUUUAUGGAAAACAAAGUCGCAUUAUGGAACGAUCAAGUAGCCUCUAAGCGAAGGGGCCUCAGUGGACGGUUCAUGUCCAUGUCACGAAGAUGGACUGGGUUUGGGUCUAGCUCGAAAUCGGGCUCGUCGGGCUCGUCGGGUGGUAUGUCUGGUAACUACGAUGCUUCACAAGGCUUUUAUAAGCCCGACGUCCCGGAAGCACUAUUACGGAAGCUAGGAGACUUUGCGUUCAUGUUACGGGAUUACAAACUGGCUGCGUCCACCUAUGACCUCGUUCGAUCAGAUUAUUCUAACGACAAGGCAUGGAAGUAUCAUGCAGGGGCUCACGAAAUGUGUGCCAUCAGCUCACUAUUGAACCCCUUGUCGUCUGCUGUUAAGAGCAGGGUCGAAGGUAUCGAUCAGAUGAUUGACACCGCUUGUUAUUCAUACCUCACAAGAUGCUCGGACGCUGUCAACACGUUGCGAUGUCUUGCGCUAUCAGUUGAACUCCUGAAGUCAAGAGGUGGUUCAGCCACCGAAGGAGCUGCCAGAUGGGCAAUGCGUUCCAUGGAACUGGGACUUGCCGGUCCAAUCGGCCAGGCUCUUUUUACAGAGCGCGUGUCAGCUUGCUAUGCAUCAAAAACCAGCACAGGAGGUGCCAAGUGGGGAGCUCGUCGCAGGAAAGCAGCGAUGUGGAGCAUACUCGCAGGCGAAUCCUGGCUGAGGCUAGGUAAACCUGCCCUUGCCUCAGCCUGUCUGGAAGACGCGGAUCGACUAUACGCUGAAGUUCUGGACAAGGAUGGUGUCUUUCCGAUGUCGGAUAUGCAAGAAUUCAUAGACAAUCUCAAGCACGCUGUCAAGGUCGAAUUCCUCGAGUCGAAGGGAGUCGACACCAGCGACGAGACGAUAGUGGCUGGGCAGCUGGGGACGGAGGAAACCAGCGAGAAGCUAGACACGAGAGCCAAUCGUCGAUCGAUUAUUAUGGCUUCUUCUCCGCUUGACAAUGGCCCUCUCAGCCCGACUAAGCACCAAGGGGAGAGCGCCAAGACACUUGACGACGAUUUUGAAUAG
Talaromyces rugulosus is the source of this 2232-nucleotide messenger RNA. RefSeq lists its product as uncharacterized. The transcript has 2 exons. The coding region runs from base 1 to 2232 and encodes 743 amino acids. NCBI's taxonomy places the organism in Eukaryota, Fungi, Ascomycota, Eurotiomycetes, Eurotiales, Trichocomaceae. The record is from RefSeq and is a predicted model, not a curated record. Gene Ontology annotation, biological process: endoplasmic reticulum to Golgi vesicle-mediated transport; protein localization to phagophore assembly site. Gene Ontology annotation, cellular component: phagophore assembly site; cytoplasmic vesicle; TRAPPIII protein complex.